Xiphophorus maculatus (southern platyfish) is the source of this 1344-nucleotide messenger RNA. RefSeq names its product retinol dehydrogenase 14-like. The record is from RefSeq and is a predicted model, not a curated record. The transcript has 4 exons. Lineage: Eukaryota; Metazoa; Chordata; Actinopteri; Cyprinodontiformes; Poeciliidae. Bases 277 to 1203 code for a protein of 308 amino acids.
UCAACAAAGACUUGUAUCUUCUCGCGAGAUCUUCAGCGAACGAGCGCAUCAUUUGAUAAGCCAAAAAUGGGUUGUAAAAAACCCAGUGCAAAUUGAUUCCUUUAUAUUAUUGCGACUAACAGUAAUACACGUCCGUUUUUUGUAUUCAGCUUAGUCUGAAUUAUGUCCGGUUACAACUAAAAGAUCCGGAAUGUCGGAAUAUUUGAGGGCGGUCAUUCAGUUAGCAUGCUAACAAGCUAACAUUUGUAGCAGCAUCACUGUCGAGCUAACCAGAAAAUGUAUCUCCUCUAUACAGUUGUUGCCUCUUUAAGUGUAUUUUUACUUUUAAAAUGGAUGAAAAGGAGGAGAUAUUUCACGGAGCUGAAAAGACUUGAUGGUAAAACGGUUCUCAUUACAGGAGGUAACUCUGGUAUUGGCAAGGAGACAGCUGUUGCCCUGGCAACGAGAGGCGCCCGUGUCAUCAUUGCUUGCAGAGACCCUGAAAAGGCUGAGGAGGCCGUGAGAGAGAUCAAACUUCAGAGUCGAUCUUUUAAUGUCUUCCACAUGGAGCUGGAUCUGGCCAGUCUGCGCUCCGUAAGAGACUUUUGUAAGAAGUUUCUGCAGAAGGAGAAGAGUCUGCACAUCCUGGUAAAUAACGCAGGCAUGCCCGGCAUCCUUGACUGGACAGACGACGGCUUCAGCAUGUGCUUUGGAGUCAACCACCUGGGCCACUUCCUCUUAACCAACCUGCUUCUACCGCGGCUGAAGGAGUGCGCCCCCAGCCGGGUCAUAACUCUCACUUGCUCCAGCUACAAAUACCAGAACCUGGACUUCCAGGACCUCAACUACAACCUGCUGCCCUUCUUCACCUACUGCCGCAGCAAGCUGGCCAACAUUUACUUCAGUCAGGAACUGGCCCGCAUCACCGAGGGAAAAGGAGUCACUUCCUGUGCCGUGCACCCUGGUUUUGUCCAGAGUGGCUGGACGUGCCACUUCUCCUUCCUGUUCCGGAUGUUCAUGCAGGUGAUCAUGUGGAUGUUUUCCGUGCCGUGUGAGAUCGGAGCUCAGACCGUCAUCUAUUGCGCCGUGUCGGACGAAGCUGCCAAGCACAGCGGGGGUUACUUCGUCGACUGCCAGCCUGCCACUCUGCGUCCGUUUGCAAGAGACGCAGGUGUGGCAAAAAAACUGUGGGAGGCCAGUGAGAGGCUGGUGAAACUGGCAUAAUCAGAGAGCCACAAGACAUUUACACUGAAGUUAUUUAUUAUCAUUGUCAUUAUGCUUAUAUUGUAAACAUUGUGAAAAAUGUGGAUUUUCCUGUUCAGUUGUUUACAUUUUCACCAAAAAUCUGUAACAUUAUGUUUUUUA